CGCGACUAUCGAACUUCCGUUUCGUCCACGCUGUGAAUUAUUCAAGUCUUUCAAUAUCUGCCGACUGCCACUCUAACUUAUAAAGAUGGCCCCGAAGAAAGCCGCCGGUAAAGACAAGAAGACGGCACCAGCCCCUGAGGCCGCCAAAAAAGUCCAGGCAACAACAGCCAAGCCUGCAGCUAAGCCAGCUGCCAAGCCUGCUGCUAAAACACCAGCCAAAGCUGCAGCUAAGGCUGCCAAGCCAGCAGCAAAGGCUGCAGCCAAAAAUGCAGCUAAGGCUGCCAAGCCAGCAGCAAAAGCUGCAGCUAAGCCUGUAGCUAAGGUCGCUGGUAAACCAGCCAGCAAGGUAGCGGCCAAGAAAACCUCUGCCGUUAAGAAGGCUGGAGCUAGUCUUGAAAAGGCUCUCAAAACCCAGAAGAAGGUCAUCAAGGGUGUCAAUGGUACUCGAGUCCGCAAAAUCAGGACCAACAUCCACUUCCAUCGGCCAAAGACUUUCAGACCACAGAGAAACCCCAAGUACCCCCGUAAGAGCGUGCCAAAAAGGAGCCGCAUGGAUGCCUCAAACAUCAUUAAAUACCCUUUGACUACCGAAUCUUCCAUGAAGAAAAUUGAAGAUAACAACACGUUGGUCUUUAUUGUCCAUACUAUGGCUAAUAAAAAUCACAUUAAAGCUUCAGUGAAAAAACUGUAUGAUGUUGAUGUUGCUCGUGUCAACACGCUCAAUAGACCUGAUGGUAAAAAGAAGGCAUAUGUACGUCUGACAAGGGAGUACGACGCAUUGGAUGUAGCUAAUAAAAUAGGAAUUAUAUAAAUAACUCCUAUAGAAAUAAAGUUAUCAUUUCUAUAAA
Molecule: messenger RNA, 848 nt
Organism: Trichogramma pretiosum
Lineage: Eukaryota; Metazoa; Arthropoda; Insecta; Hymenoptera; Trichogrammatidae
Product: 60S ribosomal protein L23a-like
Exons: 4
Coding region: 86-811 (241 amino acids)
Biological process (GO): ribosomal large subunit assembly; translation
Cellular component (GO): ribosome; cytosolic large ribosomal subunit
Molecular function (GO): structural constituent of ribosome; rRNA binding
Source: RefSeq, a predicted model, not a curated record